UUGGCCACAGGCUUUUUUUGUUUUUAUCAACACAUGUAAAAACCAAUACAUAAUCAGAGAGGUGUGCGAUUGUACGGAUUGAAAUAACAGCGCACUUCGCUGUUGGAGAUCAAUUGUUUUCAAGAAAUUUUCUUAUAAUCUAUUUCAAAAUGUUAAAGUCAUCUCAAGUUAUCAAAAACCUUGUUGCAGUUAACAAAAAUGUUACUUCAAAAUUGUUACAAUCCAAGUUGAAGUGUAAAUGUUUUGCACAUUCUUGUUAUAACUCAUACCGAUUUAUAUCCACAUCGUUUACAUUAAUGAAAAAAGCUCGAGUUCCUAUCACAUUUGUCAAAGUUGAUGGUACUCAACUGACUGGCAUUGGAAAAGAAGGAGAAUCUCUGCUAGAUGUAAUAGUUAACAAUGAGUUAGAUUUGUCUGGCUACGGUGCAUGUGAAGGAACUCUUUCAUGUUCCACCUGCCAUGUUAUCUUUAAAGAAGAAGAUUUUCAAAAAUUAAAAGAUGAACAUCAAAUAGCGACUGAUGAAGAAUUGGAUAUGUUAGAUUUAGCUCCUGGAGCUUGUUCGACGUCUAGAUUAGGGUGCCAAAUAACAGUUACUAAAGAUAUGUCUGGCCUUACUGUGACAGUUCCCGAAAUUGUAAAGGAUCAGAGAGAACUUCCGUUUGUAUCAGAAACCGAAAAACAAAGCGGGCAGUAACUUUUUUACCUACAUUGUUAUAUUAAAAGUUUCAAACUCAAUCAUUUUCCUUUAUGCCCAAAAAUAUUAUUUAAAUUAUUUUUGUUCACAAAAUUGAGUAAAUUUUAAAGUGAUAUAUCUCAUUUUGCUAUAUUUUGACUUUAUUGUAUUAACUAUUAUUUCAUUGCUGUACUUUUUAAAAGUGAGCAAUUUUAGUGAAGGGGAAAAAUAUACAAAUGCAAAAUUAUAAUGUAUAAAAUUUACAAAUUACUAAUUUUAGAGCUGGUAAUGAAUUAAUUCUUUGAUUGUUUUUCAGUUUUUUAUUAAAUGAUUUAUGUAAAUAUGUUGUUAAGAAAAUUUAUUUUGUACAUUUAGUAAAUUGUCUGUAUGCAAUAACAUUUAACUCUAACUUGAAAUACAGUUUCCUGUUUUAAGUUUUAUUUAUGUUCUUAUGUGAAAAGAAGAAUUUCACUCAAUGCAAAAUUUUGAGGUUUAUUAAACUUGUAUGAUAAAUAAAGAAAAAUUUCUUCCGUAAUAAAUAGCCUAAAAAAUUUCGCAAAUCAAGUAUAUUGUGAGCAGUGCAGUUCUUGGCAACAAUUUAAAAACGGAUGAGAUGAUACAAGUAAGGAAUUGAAUUCUGAAAUUUAGUCAAUUCUCAAAAUUGAUUUAUUUAUUGCAGUUAUGUUUGGCCUUAUCAAAGUCAAAAGAUGCAUUUUUUAAAUGUCAUGAUCAUCAUGUUAAAAUAAAUGAAUUUAUAUUUUGGAAAACUGUUGUGUACUAAGGAGGGUAUAUCGUUUAUGACUGUUGAAAUAUUCAGUCAUAUUUCUAUUUUAGUAUUUUUGAUAAAAAAAUAAAAUAAUGGGUCUUGCAUGAAUUCUGUAAAGUGUAAAUGUGUGUAAAAAAUAUGUGCGUUUUAAGACAAGUUGUUUAUAGCACUUAGCAUUCAAAACUAUUU
Molecule: messenger RNA, 1629 nt
Organism: Uloborus diversus
Lineage: Eukaryota; Metazoa; Arthropoda; Arachnida; Araneae; Uloboridae
Product: adrenodoxin-like
Exons: 4
Coding region: 150-695 (181 amino acids)
Biological process (GO): positive regulation of oxidoreductase activity; P450-containing electron transport chain
Cellular component (GO): mitochondrion
Molecular function (GO): 2 iron, 2 sulfur cluster binding
Source: RefSeq, a predicted model, not a curated record